CGAAAUGGUGGAAGAUGGUGGUUAAAAAAUAACAACAAUAUGACAAAUUUGAUAAUUUUAACCUGUUUCUUAGGCUUUAUAGCCACAGGCUAUGCAUUAGAAUGUUACGUGUGUGAAAACCAACCAGACAACAGAGAUAAAUGUGUAAAAACCACGAUCCAGUGCCGAGAGGAAGAAGACACCUGUUUGACACGAAUAACAUGGAGAGGUCCACCUUUUUGGACUCCAAGAAGUGAGAAGAUGCACCAUGUUGCUAAGAGUUGUGUAGGCAAUGAGUUUUGUUCGGGGCAGCAGAAGGUGUUAGGGUUGAGAAGUAUGAGAGAUUGGUAUAAAGACUGGGAGGCCGUGGAGUGUUGUCAAGGUGACCGAUGUAAUUACUAUGUUACGCUGGGAUCAUCCAAUAUGAAAUACAGUAUCACAGUUCUUGCCUUGUCUGUGAUGGUGACACUAUUUUUCCUGAGCAAAUUACAAAACCAAUAAAUUCAUUGUAACUAUAGCAACUGAAUUAAUACCUAACUAAAGUUAUCAUUUCAUUCUAAAAUUUCGUCUAUCACAAAAUAAGUGCAAAACUUUUUAGCUUUUUGGUGAUUUAUCCUGUAUUUUUUUGGCUCUACUGAUUGAAAUUGAGCAAACAAAUGCCUUUUGAACUUAUAAUCAUUCUUUGAACAUUUUCAAAUGAAAAUGAAAUUUCAAUAAUUUUGUAUCUAGGCUAACAAUGUAUUCAACUAAUGAAAUAUGAAAAAAAACAUUUUUGCUUGAUCCCCUUUUUAUAUGCUAUCCUUCAUAAACUGCAUCAACAUUGUAUAUAUUGUAAAAACAAUCAUUUUUAUAUCUUUACAUUUUUUAGAAUAUAGUUUAUUUUUUUUAAAUAAUUGUGCAUAAUUUUAAAAUCAUUGUAAAUGGUAUUCUCUAAUCUCUAAAUGACAUUUAGAAGUAGAUAGAACAUUAAAUAAAUAGGAACACUUUUAUGGAUAUACGUUGCAGAAAUUAAAGAAACGAGUAGUAUAUCCAUGAUAGUGUUCUUAUUUAUUUGAUGGUAUACUCUAGUUGUGCUCAAACAGAAACUGGUGUUUACUAUCGGUUAUUGUAGGCAAAUAUAAGAUUUGAACGACAUAUAGAAGCAAGGAGCACAUAUAACAAAACACAAGACAAUAUUAUUAAAGAUAUGUGUUAUAUUAUACAAUAUUGUCUUGUGUUUUGUUAUAUGUAGGCAAAUAUACAGAAAAACAUCAAAAGAAAGUAACAUGGACAGCUUUUUGUUGAUUUCUUGAAAUCAGUUCAAUAUUGAAGUGAAGUCAAUAAAAUAAAUAAAUAAAACAGUUGGUACCUUUUGAUUACAAAUUGUAAACAUGAAAUUACUUUUUUUGAAUUUUUUAUCAGGAAUGAAUCCAGUUACCGGUAAUAAUUUUAAUCUUGAAAUGGAUAUCGGUUACGUGUUUGAGCACGCUCCUCUUGUUGGCAGCUAUCUGCAUAUAUGAGAUAAUGCUAUGAAUAGUUAACAUUGUGUUUCUUUAGCGAUGGUUGUAUAUUAUCAAUAUCCAUGAUAAUAUUGUACCGUUGCUAAAGAAACAGGAGUUAACUUAAUCUCUACACUGAUGAGACAAUGCUAUGAAUAUUUCAGUUUAAAUAUGCUGUUUAUUGAAUCUUAUUAAAUCAAUAUGAGAAAUUCGUUAAUUUAAAGAAACUUGUAAUUUAUCAAAUGUUGGUGAUAUUGCAUAUUGAAUUUCAUUUUUAUCCAUCAUCUAAUGUUUGAGAAUCUUUUGGCUUCUUUUUCUUCAGAAUGCUUUUACAACACAUGCCUGAAAGAUUGCGUAGAAGUCUUUGAUGUGUAAUGAGUCUCUCGUGAUAACUUUCAGUAGGCAUAAGGAACAAUGAUAACUUUCACAUGGAUCCUAAAACUACCAACUGUUCCUUGGACUUGGGGCACACAAACGAUUUUUGUCGAAUUGAAUUUUGAAUAAAAUCUCCUGUGUGCCUGCUAUGUUGAUAAUCACGUGAUUGAAAUGAAAACAAAUUUGAUUGGAUAAUGAUACUCUUUGGAGUCUCGUUUUGGUGUGAGCGCAGGCACAAGAAAAAGUCAAUCUACGAAUAGGAUAGAAUAAAAUGGAUGACAAAUAUCUAACUGGUUUGAUUAUCUUUGAUGAUUGAAGGCCUGCUCUCACUGAGAAUCAUCAUCCAAUCAGAUUUAUUUCAUUUCAAUCACACGAAGCUAUAAUUGUCCAUGGUGCGUGUGAUUUUCCUUUAAAAAUGCUUGAUAUUGUACAAUGCCUUUAUUUUAUAUCAAAUACUAUGUCAUUCGAUUCUCUGUUUUUAUAUCAAAUAACAUUCCUAAUAUAUCUUUUAUAAAAAAA
Lottia gigantea (owl limpet) is the source of this 2351-nucleotide messenger RNA. RefSeq lists its product as hypothetical. Lineage: Eukaryota; Metazoa; Mollusca; Gastropoda; Lottiidae. Bases 40 to 480 code for a protein of 146 amino acids. The transcript is spliced from 4 exons. The record is from RefSeq and is a predicted model, not a curated record.